Molecule: messenger RNA, 1847 nt
Organism: Cyprinodon variegatus (sheepshead minnow)
Lineage: Eukaryota; Metazoa; Chordata; Actinopteri; Cyprinodontiformes; Cyprinodontidae
Product: receptor-type tyrosine-protein phosphatase H-like
Exons: 10
Coding region: 1-1689 (562 amino acids)
Molecular function (GO): protein binding
Source: RefSeq, a predicted model, not a curated record
AUGCCGGUUGGCAUACUGCGCAGAGUAUUAGGACAAGAUGAGACAAGCAUAACUCUGCAGUGGGAUAAGCUCAACAGCACCAGCUUUGUUCUCCAGUUUAAUGGCACAGAGAAAAACAUCAGUGCACCCGAUGGAAAUGGACCAGUGAACCACACAGUCUCAUCUCUGUCUGCUGGAACUAAAUACGUGUUUACUCUCUUCUCUGUGUUUGGGAAUGCGAGGGGCAGUGGAAUACAACUAACAGCUGCCACAGCUCCUGAAAAUGCAGAAUUUUUCAGAGCAUUAGAACAAGAUGAGACCAGUAUCACUCUGGAGUGGGAUAAAGUGAACAACAACAUCAGCUUUGUUCUCCAGUUUAAUGGCACAGACAUUAACAUCGGUGUACCAAAUGGAGAUGGACCAAUAAACCACACCAUCUCAUCUCUCUCUCCUGGAACUAAAUACCUAUUUACUCUCUUUUCUGAGUUUGAGAGCGUCAGAAGCAGUGGAGUGCAAAUUUUUGCUGUCACAGCACCUGAAAAUGCAGAAUCCUUCAGAGUAUCAGAACAAGAUAAGAGCAGUAUCACUCUGGUGUGGGAUAAAGUGAACAACAACAUCAGCUUUGUUCUCCAGUUUAAUGGCACAGAGAUAAACAUCGGUGUACCAAAUGGAGAUGGACCAAUAAACCACACCAUCUCAUCUCUCUCUGCUGGAACUAAAUACCUAUUUACUCUCUUUUCUGUGUUUGAGAGCGUCAGAAGCAGUGGAGGGAAAAUUAUUGCUGUCACAGCUCCUGAAAAUGCAGAAGCCUUCAAAGCACUAGAACAAGAUGAGACCAGUAUCACUCUACAGUGGGAUAUUGUCAACAAAAACAUCAGCUUUGUUCUCCAGUUUAAUGGCACAGAGAUAAACAUCGGUGUACCAACUGGAGAUGGACCAGUAAACCACACCAUCUCAUCUCUCUCUGCUGGAACUAAAUACCUAUUUACUCUCUUUUCUGUGUUUGAGAGCGUCAGAAGCAGUGGAGGGAAAAUUAUUGCUGUCACAGCUCCUGAAAAUGCAGAAUCCUUCAGAGUAUUAGAACAAGAUGAGACCAGUAUCACUCUGGAGUGGGAUAAAGUGAACAACAUCAGCUUUGUUCUCCAGUUUAAUGGCACAGAGAUAAACAUCGGUGUACCAAAUGGAGAUGGACCAAUAAACCACACCAUCUCAUCUCUCUCUGCUGGAACUAAAUACCUAUUUACUCUCUUUUCUGUGUUUGAGAGCGUCAGAAGCAGUGGAGGGAAAAUUAUUGCUGUCACAGCACCUCUGAAUGCAAUAAGCUUCAGACCAUCAGAACAAAAUGAGACCAGCAUCACUCUCCAAUGGAAUAAAUUCAUCAACAACAUCAGCUUUGUUCUCCAGUUCAAUGGCACAGAGACAAACAUCAGUGCACCAGAUGAAGAUGGACCAGUAACCUUUACCGUCUCGUCACUUAAGGCUCGUACAAACUACACAUUCACUCUCUUCUCUGUGUUUGAAAACAUAAGAAGCAGUGGAUUCAGCAUCUCUGCAGCUACUGGCCCAAAUUAUAUUAUGUCACUUCACGUGAAGUUAGCUAUUCCCAGCACAAUGUCACCAUCAGAGAUGGAGGAUGCAUUGGUAGAGCUCUACAAAAAAUAUAAUUUGCCGCCACAGCUUUCAUUGAAAGUUUCUUCUUCCAAACCAUGAGUUCCCUGGAAAAGUCAGAUGGUGAAGUCCCUCAGCACCAGUGUUGUGUUGUCUUUCUCAACCUUAACUGGUUUAGAUUAUUUGACCUUUUUGGAAUAUCGUCAUUUAAAGCCUCUCUAUUUUGUCACAUUUUUAAUUGUUGUGGUUAAAUAGGACCU